CCCCCCCCCCCCCCCAGCUUCCUUCCUUCCCCUUUUCCCGAGGCCUCAGAGCGUAAACCCUAUCGAUCGAUCGAUCGAGCGGGCGGGUGGAUGAAGAUCCAGUGCAACGCGUGCGGGUCGGCGGAGGCGCGGGUGCUGUGCUGCGCGGACGAGGCGGCCCUCUGCGCCGCCUGCGACGAGGAGGUGCACGCCGCCAACAGGCUCGCCGGGAAGCACCAGCGCGUGCCGCUCCUCUCCGAUGCGCACGCGCCCACGGCGGCCGCCGCCGCCGAGCCGCCCAAGUGCGACAUCUGCCAGGAUGCUUCUGGAUACUUCUUCUGCUUGGAAGACCGUGCUUUACUUUGUAGAGAUUGCGAUGUUGCUAUACACACAGUAAAUUCCUUUGUUUCAGUACAUCAAAGGUUCCUGCUAACAGGAGUUCAGGUUGGCCUUGAUCCUGCUGAUCCAGUUCCGCCUAUUGCUGACAAGCAUGUUAACGUUUCUGGUGGAUCAGUAGAUUCACAAAUGAAACACUUGCCAAGAAAAAAUCCUACAGUCUUGUUUUCAGGUGAGACUAGUGUAUCUAUUCCCAGCCAAAAUGCAAUCAGUGAAGAUUAUUCCAGGCAGAGUCCUGUUCCAAAUAUCAGGACAGGAAUGGUCAAUUGGACUAUGAACAACAGUGCAAUUAGAUCGGAAGAACCUCCACCUAAGUACCUAUCAGAGGGAAGUCCAACACUUUUGCUAUCUAGUCAGACCACAACAGCCUUCUCCAAUCAAAUGAACAAAGACAGUGACCGGGCAUACAACUUGCCAUUCUCAGGUGGUAAUGGUUCAGACAGUCUACCUGAUUGGCAUGUGGAUGAAUUCUUCAGUAACUCAGAGUAUGGUCCAAACUUGGGCUUCGCUGAACAUGGUUCUUCUAAGGGUGACAAUGCUAAGCUGGGGAGUGCUGGGGGGUCUCCACAGUGCCGUCUGGCUGAAGGCCUGUUUGCAGAAGACCUGUUAGGCCAAGUGCCUGGAUUUGUUGCUGAGGAUCCAUGGGUGGUGCCUGAGGUUCCCUCGCCACCAACAGCUUCGGGUCUCUACUGGCAAGGGAACUUGCGUUACCCUGUGUAUGACCAUGCCAUGUUCGUUCCUGAAAUUCCUUCACUACAGAGCUCCCAGAAUCAUUUCACUGCAUCUGAUGGUUCCAAACGCCGAAGGAGGGAGUUUUGAAUGACCAGAUGAGCAAGGGCUGGAUAUCUCGGUGAAGCUGGACAUCUUGGAAGAGAUCUCGUGGUGACCGAAACCACGUCAAACUGGACUGGACAAUCGUUCAAACAGAUUAAUUCUUCGCCAGUCAGUUGAAAAUAUGUUAUAAUGAUUUUGUUUUUUGGGGUUCUAAAGAUCAUGGUGACUGAAUUGGUUGUUGUGAUCUCUGAGAUGACGGGUUUGUGAUCUCUUUGUACUUUGUGUAUAGACAAAUAAGCAGAGCAUCGAUAAACACCAUGGAUCAUUGCAUCGAUAAAUUUCAGUUGCAUCUCCAGUAGACUGAAGGGUGAUAGAAACAAAUUGGGUUGCCAUCA
Brachypodium distachyon (stiff brome) is the source of this 1544-nucleotide messenger RNA. RefSeq names its product B-box zinc finger protein 22. Gene Ontology annotation, biological process: photomorphogenesis; regulation of DNA-templated transcription. The transcript is spliced from 3 exons. Gene Ontology annotation, molecular function: zinc ion binding. NCBI's taxonomy places the organism in Eukaryota, Viridiplantae, Streptophyta, Magnoliopsida, Poales, Poaceae. The record is from RefSeq and is a predicted model, not a curated record. Bases 91 to 1194 code for a protein of 367 amino acids. Gene Ontology annotation, cellular component: nucleus.